Molecule: messenger RNA, 904 nt
Organism: Heteronotia binoei (common prickly gecko)
Lineage: Eukaryota; Metazoa; Chordata; Lepidosauria; Squamata; Gekkonidae
Product: 1-phosphatidylinositol phosphodiesterase-like
Exons: 1
Coding region: 17-865 (282 amino acids)
Biological process (GO): lipid metabolic process
Molecular function (GO): phosphoric diester hydrolase activity
Source: RefSeq, a predicted model, not a curated record
GGUGAAUCGGCCAACCAUGGAUCAGACCGAGUCAUUUGAUAACACUCCUCAGCCUGCUGCUUCCCUCCCUGACUGGAUGUCAGACUUACCUGACCAUCUUUCCGUUUCCAGAAUAUCUAUCCCUGGUACCCAUGACACCAUGAGCCUUUUUGGUGGCUCAAAGAUGUGCUGCCAAAGCUGGCCCCUUGAGGCUCAGCUAGAGGCUGGCAUACGCUUCCUGGAUAUCCGCUGUAAACUAGAAGACGGCCAUUUCCUUAUUUAUCAUGUUAAUACUUACCAAGAGGCUGACUUUUCCACUGUCCUCAAAGUUACCUUGAGCUUCCUGAAGCAGCACCCUCGGGAAACGGUACUCAUGCGAGUCAAAGAGGAACUCCCCAUUAUUCCAGAUGCAGAUUUUGGGCCCCGUUUGCGAAGUUACUUGGAUGAAGAAGGCCAAGGCCAAGUUUGGACGAAAGAAGCCAUUCCCACCUUGGGCGAGGCCCGAGGGAAGAUUGUCAUCUUGGAGGAACUGGAGAAUGAGAUCCUAGGGGUGCCCUAUGAGACACUGAGUGUUGGCGACUCCUGGCACGUUCUCUCGUCGGACUCCAAGUGGGAUCAAGUUUUGGAGCACCUGGACUUGGCUGACACUGCUAGCCAUGCCACUCUGCACCUCACCUUUUGUUCAGGCAAUGGGCUCUUCACCAACCCUGAGGAACUGGCCCAAGACAUCAACCAACGCUGUUAUGAACAUCUGAGUGCCCAGGCUGGGAAAGCGGGGCGGUGGGGUGUGGUGAUCAUGGACUUUCCUGGGGCAGGACUGAUCAAAACGAUUGUGGAGAGUAACCUGGAAACAAGGAACGAUGACACAACCGCUCGGGGUUUAUGAUGAAACCAUGAACCACAGGAGAGGAGGUUCUGCAGAAGA